AUGCAGACAACCAUGACACCACCCCUGGACGACAGCGCAAACCCCACAUUUGACACGGAGCUAGCUCGAGCCAUUUGCAACCUUGAGGUUCCAAAGAAAAUCAAUUUCUCCCCCGAUGGCCAACGAGUUCUAUACUCGACCUCUCUGAGCGGUAAUCAGCGUAGAGAUAAACACCCCAUUUCAACACUGUGGUUGGCGUCAACUGUAGGACCUGGCUCAUCACGCCAGUUGACCUCAGGUCUCUUCAGUGAUACCCUUCCGACUUGGCAUCCUUCCGGAAAGAAGAUCGCAUUUCUGUCCGAUCGUUCGAAGCCAGGCGAGAGCUUCGCGAUUUGGUGCUUGCGCCUGGAUGGAGGUGACGCAAUUCCCAUCACGCCAACCGAGAACGCCCGAGGUAUUGAGACCUUUGCCUUUUCACCCAACGGAGAGAGCAUUGCCUAUGUUUCACCUGACGAGAAAAGCCAGGAUCUCAAGGACAGGGAGGAAAAGGACGAAGUUGAUCCCGCUGUCUGGGGUACUCAGUGGGAAUACGGCCGGCUGCGGCUUAUUGAUGUGGCCUCCAAGCACAUCAAGACUGUCGUGGCAGAAAAUAGACACGUCACCGAAAUAGCGUGGAGUCCCGAUGGCAACAGUGUGGCUUUUCUCACCAACGAAAACCCCCACAUAGAGGAGUCCAUGCUGACAGGCACGACAAUAUCGAUCGUCAACAUCGAAACAUUAGAAAUCAGGGAUCUGUGCACGGUCCCGAACGAAUUAUCUUCCCUGAUUUGGGCACCCGAUGGCCAGAUAUAUUUUAUCACUGGCCACCCCAUCGAUAAAGACUGUGGAGGACGGUCUGUAUACACCGUCAAUCCCACAGCAGCCCAAGGCAAUUUCGUCAAGGUUGCGUGCGGAGAGGAAGAUGGUGCUGAAUCGUUCAUCGUGACAGGCAGAAAGCUGCUGGUAAACCGCAGCGUCAGGCUUCAUAGUGUGAUUAGCGAGCUGGGUGGGAAAGACCUGUUCCGAAAGAACACAGAACUUUGGGUGUGCGACGUCUUCAUACAUCCCAACAUUGGUACGGUAACUCUCGCGGCCAGCUUGUCUAACACUAAUACACCUUAUGAAGUAUUCAUCGUCCAGCAGGGCCAGGACGACCUGAAGCUUUCGGACCAUGGCAAGACACUCAAGGACCGGUCAUUUGGCUCGUGCUCUGUGCUCACUUGUCCCUCUGCAGAUGGAGAGGUUGAGCUGGAUGGUCUUUACAUUACUCCAACCGCCAGAAUGGGAGACGACGGUGUGCCUGAGAAACCACUGCCGACAUUUGUUAUCAUCCACGGAGGUCCAACGGCCCGCGACUGCAACUGCUUUGACUCGUCAUGCUACAACUGGGCUCCAUACCUUCUUGCCAGGGGCUACGGCGUGCUUCUCCCGCAGUAUCGCGGCUCAAGUGGCCGUGGCGAGAAGUUCGCCUUGUACAGCAUGGGCGGGCAGGGAAAGUACGACUACGCCGAUGUAAUCUCCAUCACCGACAACGCUAUCAAGAAGGGCUUCGCCGAUGCGAAAAAGCUCAUCGUCGGUGGCUGGAGUCAGGGUGGCCUCAUCACUUAUCUGUGCAGCGUACGCAAUGGCCUGCACGGACUAGGCUGGCGCUUCAACGCCACCAUUGCCGGCGCAGGUGUCUGUGAGAUUGAAAGUCUGGCCCUGACAGCAGAUCUUGGCUCUACCCUUGAGAAAGAGCUGGCUGGCGGGUAUUCCAUCUGGACGCUCGGUCACGAUGAUACGAGGAACCGUCAGGGCAGUGCGCUGUGGGAGGUGGCAAGCGCGGUCGAGAAGUCGCGGCAUCAGGAAGAGCCUGUCAUUCCACCCAUGCUGAUCCUGCAUGGAGACAAGGAUGAGCGAUGCCCUUUCUCCCAGGCGGAAGGUUUUCGGCGCGCGUUGAGAGCUCAUGCACUGCCGUGCGAGUUUGUGGCGUACCCCGGCGAGGGUCACGGUAUAGAGCGUCAGAGAUUCUGGCUGGAUAUGCUUGAGAGAAUAGAGAGGUGGUGUGAUAAAUAUAUUGGACAGGAAAAGGAGGCUUCGUUACCAAUGAGGUAA
Phaeoacremonium minimum UCRPA7 is the source of this 2073-nucleotide messenger RNA. Its product is annotated as putative peptidase s9 prolyl oligopeptidase active site domain protein. Lineage: Eukaryota; Fungi; Ascomycota; Sordariomycetes; Togniniales; Togniniaceae. Gene Ontology annotation, molecular function: serine-type endopeptidase activity. Bases 1 to 2073 code for a protein of 690 amino acids. The record is from RefSeq and is a predicted model, not a curated record. The transcript has a single exon. Gene Ontology annotation, biological process: proteolysis.